Hermetia illucens (black soldier fly) is the source of this 1099-nucleotide messenger RNA. It is a transcript of the gene Chchd2, whose product is annotated as coiled-coil-helix-coiled-coil-helix domain-containing protein 2. Lineage: Eukaryota; Metazoa; Arthropoda; Insecta; Diptera; Stratiomyidae. Gene Ontology annotation, cellular component: mitochondrion; nucleus. Bases 224 to 667 code for a protein of 147 amino acids. Gene Ontology annotation, biological process: mitochondrion organization. The transcript has 4 exons. The record is from RefSeq and is a predicted model, not a curated record.
UUUCCGCUUAAAGUCAAAUUUGCAGGAGCGAGAAAACGAUAUUUCAUAUUGUUUUUCACCUAAUCAGAAAAUUCUAGUCCAAUUAGUUUUCCUAUAAGAGCUCAGUCCGAUUCGGGAAACGUCAAUAUCAAGUUCAAAGUGAAAGCACCUAAGAAGUGAGACUUACCAGAAGAGUGCGGAGAUCAGUAUCAUAUCCACGGAUUAAAGCAAAUAAACAGUGAAAAUGCCACGACGAGGUCGAUCAGCAAGUCCACCACCGGCUCAACGCAGGCCUGUUCCAUCCAGCGUUCCUGCACGUGUAGCCCCGGCUCCACCACCAGCUCCCGUUGCUGCUGCUCCUGUUGCUGCAGCCCCCCAACAGCCAUCUCUCUUCAAGCAGAUGGCAGCGACGGCAGGAGGCGUUGCAGUUGGCUCGGCAGUGGGUCACACACUCGGACAUGCAAUGACGGGCAUGUUAGGCGGCGGCGGCUCCAGCAAUGAAACCGCGCCAGCUCAAGCUGCUCCACAGCCGGUAGCAAAUGGAGUGCAACCCAACGAACCCACCGGACCCUGUGCUUGGGAAAUCAAACAGUUCCUCCAAUGCGCCCAAGGCCAGUCCGACCUAACGCUGUGCGAGGGCUUCAACGAGGCGCUCAGGCAGUGCAAGCAGCAAAACAGUAUGCAUUAAGUUCCAAAUAGAUUGCACUGAUAUCGUUAGGCGUUGUUUAAACAAAUUACACUUCGGAUUGACGGUUGCAUUCCGUGUAACUCGGAUUUUUCGAUUUGUGCUGGGGUAGAGGGUCGGGAAUGCUUUUUCGUCCUCCAAAUCUGAAUGUAUUUUUCUAGCCAGUGCGGCGCAGGAGUUGUAUAGUUUUUUGCUAAUGAUUUAGAAGUUAAUUUACUUUUAUUUCUCGUUUUAUGUUCCCCCAUAGUUUCCUUAGUUUUAAAACGUACCCAUAUUGCCAAUCUUUCAGAUUUAACGUAAUAUUACUAACUGCUAGCGUGAAGUAGUGCGACUAGACCACCUAGAGAACGCUGUAAACAAAAUACGUGAUUGUUCAUUUGUUAGAUUUGUCUUGGCGGUGGAGCCAAAUAUAAAUUCAGACUACAACCGAAGAAA